AUGUCUGCUAAUCCCAUUCCUCUUCGCCUUCCGCCCAUGCCGAAGAUCGCAGAUAUCCUACGGAUUUAUGGACUAUCGGCCAAGAAACAACUCAGUCAGAAUUUUAUUCUCGACCUGAACAUUACAGGUAAGAAGGUCUUGAAAGGGUUGGUCAGGUUACUUGGAUACAGAUUUGUUUCUAUAAAACACGUUUUUUGUACAAGACGUUUUGAUGCAAAAGUUUUUGGGCGCUUCGUUACAAAUAUAAAGUAGAUUCGAUACGACUUUUUGUUUCGACAGUAUUCAACUUCAGAGUUCUGGGCUGAGUUGCUCAAAGCAUGGUUAGCUUUAACCAUUGGUUAAGCAGUAUCAAAACCAAUACGUUGUCAAGGUAUUAAACGCUGGUUAACGCUAACCAUGCUUCGAGCAACUGGGCCCUGGUCGCCAAAAUUGGAUUGAUGCUGGUUUAAAAUUUGGGGACAAAGAUACCUACAGAUACAAUAUUUUCUAUCGAUAGGGCAAUGAGGUGGCUGUUAAGUUAUUUAUUGGUUUGGAAAUUUACUUUUGACAGGACUGAGUGGAGUCCAAUUCGGUCUGUAAUCAUACGAGUGAUUAACAAAAUCGGACGACCGCGUAACGGGAGUCCGAUUCGUUUAAUCACGAGUAUGAUGACUGACCGAAUUGGACGACACGAAGUUCUGUUACCAAUUAAUCAUAACUUUAACAAAAUUUGUGAUAUAAUAGGCUGUUUUUUAAAUCAAAACACAAGAAAUUCGAAAUUUUGUUUUGCUAGCAGUGAAAAAAAAAAAGCCAUUUAAGCGCGCACGCGUGAUGGUGCAUACUGUCCACUUACUAAGGCAUGACGCGUACUGUCCUAUUAAACUGUCCAAUUAAGGCUGAAAUCAGGGCAGUUGAUAGCCAAUCAGAUUUGGCAAUUUUGUUAUAGUUAUGAUUAAUACCAUAAUUAUUUCAAGUUAGCCGUUGUGCAGGCUGAAACACGCCUAACUUGAUCAAAGUUCCUUCUUUAUUUGCCUGUUCCUUGGCAAAUUUAGGAAAUUAGGUUUGGCAAAUACUCUUUAUUUAUUUAGUUUUUCAUUUAUUUCUAGAAUUUAUUACAUUACACACAAACUAGAAAGACAAUAGUGCAUAGUUUAUACAUGUACAAUGUAGUGCAUAGUAUAGUGAUACUGGUUUAUGGUUGUUUUGAUACAAAGUCUCAUACUGACAUCACUUAUCGAUAUUAAUGUGCCAACCAGAAACACAUUGGGUCUUGAAACAAAAGAUUAUUUGUUUCACUCGUUUCAAAUUAAAAUUAAUAACAAAAACAAUCUUUGUAAACAUUAAUGUUUCCUAUGCUGCUACAUUUUAGUCGGUAGUUCGGCUACCAGUAUUUCUUCUUCGCCAAAGAUGUGAAGUCUUCUGCCAGUUUUUCAGCUCUACCUAGUUGCAGAAUUCUACUGGAUAUUGCAAGUGUCUUUGAAAUCUGGGUAACACUACCUCUUUAUGAAUAAAAAGCCAGGGGCAUUUCAGCGAGCCAGAAGCAGAGAAACAGUUUGAAUUUAUAAUAAGGGUAUGAUAUUAUCAUGCCAAGUGUACAUGUACAUGUAUGUGAAGUGAUGAACUUAUCAUGUAGAAAUGAUUUUUUUGUUGAAAGAGAACAUUCCCUUUGCUUGUAGAUAAGAUUGCACGAGUUGCAGAUGUAUUUGACUGUCAUGUCUGUGAAGUAGGAGCUGGCCCUGGGUCACUCACAAGGUCUCUGUUGCAUGCUGGAGCCAAGCAUGUCUCUGCUGUUGAAAUUGAUGGCAGAUUUAUGCCCUCAUUAGAGGUACAUGUAUAACAAUCAUACACAGUAUUAGACAGGUAGAAGAAUCUCUUACUUCUUCAAAAGUAUGAUGCUUACAAUUUUUGUUUGUUUGUUUGUUUGUUUCUUUUAUUUUCCAUCAGCAUUGUAUGAUUUAAAAUCUCAUCAAGUAUCUGAUAGUCAGCGAUUCCAGCCUCUUCAGAUCUAAAAUAAUUUAAAAUCUGAAGAUUGCCUCUGACUGCCCUCUAGUAUUAACCCCCUCCCCCAAUUUUACACAAAUUGGCCCAGUCUUAUCUUUCUUACUUAUGAAGUUUAGGUUAACUAAAAUUCAUUUCCAAGACUGCAAUGAUGAAAUUAAUAAUCUUUGCAAGUAUAAAUGAAGCAGAAAUACUUUCCAAAAUACUGCAGAAAUUCUACUACAAAUGGCAAAUAGUUUUGAACUAAGGGAAAAAUGGGCCAAGUAAAAAACUAGAGCACAGAGAGCUCAUUAGUCAAUUUUAUCCCCAAAAUUUUGUGACCUGUACAGGAGACUGGGAGACUCCUAGACUAGCCAGGAGAGUGGGCAUAUAUGUCAGAGGUCAAAAUUAAAUAUUCAGGUUAAGAAAAUUUUUAACCUAGGUUGAUUCUCAAUUUCCUUUGUCUUGUAGCCCUAAUUCAUGAAUUAUUUGAGCUAGGAGUUGAAGGAACUAAAGAAACAACCUAGGGUAAAAAUAAAAAAAAUUAACCUGAAUUUAAUUUUUACGUGUAACAUAUACCGUAUAUGGAUAUGGAUAGUGUUAAUCAUUAUAUUGUACUGGAUCACCCCAAAGGUUAAACAUAAACAACUGUUAGGGAUGCUGUCCAACCUCUUGUCAUCAACCACUCAAAAUGCCGAGAUUUAGUGGUUGCUUACCGUAGGAUCAAUUUUGAAGAAGAUUUAUUGGACACAAGUUUUUUAGUUUAAUAUGAUAUGUGUAGUUCCAUGUUUUCACCGAAAAUUCCUGGGAUACUCUAAGUGGCAUAGUACAUACAUUGAACACUGAGAUCAGUCAAUAUGUCAAGUAGGUGCUUAUGAGAGGUUAGGCAAAUGAAAAAAAAACCCUUAUUUUUCAACUUUUCACAUGGACUACUUAGGGAAAAUCUGUCAACACCACUGGGAAGAGUGCCUUGAAAAUAGUUAAACUGCCAAAUUUGAAAGUGAUACGUCUUAAGUGAGUGAAGAUAUACAAAUGUACAUGUACAGUCCCUAGCUCUGCUAAAAUUUACUGACGUUUGUAUGGUGGGAAGCAAGUUUGUGCCCCCUCCAUACAAAUGUCUGUAAUUUUUGAGACUUUGAGGAGCUAUAUCUUAUAUCAAACCAUUUUUAAACUUGGCAAUUCUACUAAUUGUUAGGCAUUCUUUCCAUUGGUGUCAAUGGAUUUUCCCUAACUUGUCCAUGUCAAAAUUGAAAAAACCAUGGAAGGGUCUGUUAUAAAUAUGUCAUUGAGUGAAGUGUAGUCAGUCACCAUAUUGGGUUUACAAGAUGUUCUAUCUAGAGGGCUUUUAAUAAGAAAAGGUUGGUGUUUUGGAUAGACUGCUGCUUAAAAAGACCUUGUGCAACACUGUAAUAAUUUCUCAACUUUUGUUGCUGCUAUAUUGUAUAAACAAUGUUACCACUAUUUGUGUUAAACAGAAACAAUUCAAUGGCUGCCAAAAUAUUCUGGCUCAUUACAGUUGAACACAGAACAUGACCCAGUUUAGUGGCCUUAGCUCCCAUGAGUCUCCUGUAGUUUGGUGGUAGAGCAUUAGUAAACAUCUUUCUCAAACAUAAAAUUACAGUGUAUGUGCAGUUCGUGUCUAAUUUUGAGUUUUACCACUUCUGGUGUAAACGAGUUAAAUCUAUCACUUUUUUUAAAACUAGAUGCUUCAAAGUGCCAGUAAAGGAAGACUUACCGUUCACCAUGCAGACAUUAUGAAAUUUCACAUACCAGAUGCUUUCCCAAGAGCAGAUGUUGUGAGAUGGGAGUCCAAUGGUAUUGUUACUUUACGGUUAUAAAGUUUCUUUUUACAUGUUCCAUUCUAAAAUGUUGUAGUUAAAAGGCAAGACUAGAAUGCAAAACUAAAGUUAGGGCUGCAUUUCAUAUUUUUUGAAAGUAAAAUAACACAAUGUAACUAUUCAAUGUACUAUUUCACAAAAGCUGAAGACAGCUUUUAGGAAAUUGCAGGUGAGGCUGACAAUGUGAGUCUGCUAUUUAAACAAUGAAACAAUGAAAGGUUGACCGAAACAAAAGUAUUGAUGAUUUGUCCAAUAAAACAAUCAUAUCAAUUCAUUUUAUGGAUUAAAAGAAUGCACUAUUCUUUCGUGUUGGAAAUAAACUAUUCCAUAGCAUUCUAUCGCACACUCCCACACUCUCUCACCUGACUCCACCACAGUCCGCUGCAAACCUGGUGGUCAGAGCCGGACUCAAACACAGGAUUGCCAGAUUACGAGACCACUGUCCAUCCUGUUCCAAUAAACGGCAAUGGAGUGUGAGCCUUUCUGGUCAACUUGGCAACUAUAGAUGGAACAUCAGCUUAAGUAUUCAAUAUAUCUGUACAAGUUUAUGUUCAUGUUUAAGCUUAUCAAUUAAUAUCCUAAUUAUACCUUAGCAACAGUCCUUAUCUGUAAUAGUGAACGUUUAAGCAAAGACGUUUUUGAGUGACGCACGCCAACCGGAAGUGGACUAUAAUGAGAAAGGGAUUAAGAAAUACAAAUUUAGUAGCGUCGAUAAAUUUUAAAAUGUAAAAGACCUCACUUCCGGUUGACGUGUGUCGCUCAAGAACGCCCUUGCUUAAGUUCGCUAAUAACUAUCUUAUCAAGGCGGGAAGGAAUGAAAAUUAAUAGUAAUGCCCUAAAGAACCAAACCCUUUUUUUUGGCUUAUUGUACUGUCUAAAAUUAAUUCUUUUUUUUUCAUUAUAGAUACUCCAGGUGUACGCAUGGUUGGUAAUCUCCCGUUCAAUGUGUCAAUUCCUCUUCUUCUUCAGUGGUUAGAGGCCAUUCCUCAGAGGGCAGGUCCAUUUGUUUUUGGAAGGUCACCAAUGGCCCUAGUGUUUCAGAAGGAAGUUGCUGAUGUAUGUCAUGAAUAAUUUCAAUAUUAGUGUCAGAACUGUGUGAAUAUUUUCAGUGGCUAUUGUGUGGCCCUUUUUUUUUGUAUAACCUGCAUACAGACGUGUCACUUCUAUUUCGGUUGCAUAGUGAAAAGAAGACGUAUGCACGCAGACAAGUUUUUUUUUUAAUUCUGUUUUUGCCCUAAUUUUAAGUGAACAAUAAUCAUGAUUUUUUUGUUCAUUGGCAUUCCUAGAAGUCAUGUGAAAUUCUCAGUCAUUACAAAGAUGAUCGAUUGUUGGUAGAAUCCGUUAAAUUAACAGCAAACGGCAAACGGUAAAUGUACAAUGACCAAGAUUUCCCUUUGCUUAUCGUUCACUGUUAAUUGUGUCUACGCAAAAGUAAGUAAUUAUUUAUACCAGUUGUACCCCUAGAAAUAGUUUUGGUCGGUUUAUGCGCGCUCAACCCAAAAUUCAAAAAAUUGUAAACUUUAUUGUUGCGCAGACUGAUUGUGGCGGUUUUGUCAUAAACCCCUUUUUAAUCUUUCUCUUGACAUAAGCAAACUCGGAAAAAUUUAUGACAGUUGCCCGGUUUUCUGCACAUUUUUUUUUUAUCUGAUAAGGUCAUAUGAAUCUAAAAUUCUAUGAAAAAGAACAUGAUCUUAACGGUUGAAUGAACUACUCAGGCGGCAGAAAAAGAACCGGAAAAAUUCGGGCUUCACCGGGAAUCGAACCCUGGCCUUUGCGAUGACCGGAUGCAACGCUCUAUCCAUUGAUAUGAGCUAAUCAAGCCAAUAUUCAGGUUCUUUUUCAACUGCUUAGGUUGUUCAUUUAACUGCGAGGAUCAUGUUCCCGUUCAAAUUUUUAUCCAGCGUUUCAAAGUAUGAUUUAUUUCAUAUAUUUCAAUGUGAAAUUUGUUUGCAGGGUUUAACCAGCUUUCUCCAACAUGCUACCUGCAUGUGCUUCCGCCGUCAUACUGUUUGCCGACCAAAUUCUUCGGAAAUAAAUGCAAAGAACAAAUUGUUUCAAACAAACAAACAACAACAACAACGAACAAAAACAGUUCUUUCAACUUAUGUUGUUGCGAAAAAAAAAACUAACAAACAAAAAUUAUUCUUAUUGGGGUUCGAACACAGACCACUGCGUUACCGGUGCAGGGCUCUAACCAUUGAGCUAGCAAGCCAACUGGGAGCUGGUCCUUUUUUAUUUUUAUUUUUUUGGGCAGGCUUUCUUUUUGCUACUGUUAAGUUGCGUUUUUAACUGCGAUCAUUUUCUUUGCGUUUACUUUUGGUUCAAAUAUAUGAAAUUCAUCAAUUCAUCACUUCAAAUUUAAUCGGGGAAGUUGUUCGUCGCCUUUACCAAAUACAGUAAGGCUAUGUUUGUUAAAUUGAGCACGUCAUUUUCUAUUCCGUUCCAUGCAAACUUAUUACGUUUUCCUUUUCACCUUGUCCAGAACAUCCAGUCUCCUCCAGGGAAUAGUGAAUGUACCCGACUGGCGAUUAUGACGCAGUAUCUUUGUGAAGUGAAGAGGAAAUACUCAUUACCAAGACAAGUAUUUGUGCCAGAACCCAAGGUACUGUAUGGCAAUAUGGCGAGGUCUACUUGCAAUGUACACGAAUCUUGUGGGUUAAGAAUUUGUGGGUUAUGUUAGCUCUUAAAGGGAACUCUUAAAUCAAAUUAAAUCUCAAAUCCCGGCGUCGACGCCAUAUACUCUUUUUUUCGAUAAGAAUGUCGAGGCUGAAAUUUGCGAAAUUUUAAGAUUAUCUGAAGAAUACAUCCGAGGCUAAGAGUCAAUGAAAAAGGACUCAAUUUUGUGUUUAAAAAUCUGUAAAUACGUUACAAUUGUACAUUUUAAAUUUAACCGUAUAAAGUUAUUCCUUUCACUUAACUGCAAGAACACUGGUAAUUGAAACCCCAAUACAUUCUAAAGCGUAAAUGCCAUAAGCCAUAAUUUAUAAUUAAGAAUAAUUCAAGGUUAUUUUCAGCCUAGAAGAAGAAUAAAAUAAUAAUUUUUAGCCUGGGCCGGAAAAACAACAAAUCUUAUAUAUAGAAAAGAGUGUAUGUGACUUGAGUUUGUUGCUGGUUCUCUCCUUUGCUCUCCCCCUCUCCUCAAAAACCAACAUUCCACUUAAACGGUAUCUGUAUAUUUUAUUUUUAUUUGUUUAUCCUCAGGCAGCCGAAUAGAACAAAUGUUAAGUUUUGAAAAAGAUUUUUUUUUGUUGUUGACUACAGAGUAUCGGAUCUAAUAACAUCGGAAUUUUGUUGCUGUCGAUGGUCGAACACUUGAAGUCGUUCCUUUCUUUCCUUUCUUUCGUUCCUUUCUUUCACCUUUCUUUGACUUUAUUUCAUCACCUAAGUAGCCUUGUGAUUUUGUAAGCGGUAAUAUGUUCUGUGCAACGUAAAAUUUCCGAGCAUUAGAUAAAUAAGGUAUUUGGUACACUAAAACGAUUAUUCACCUAUGUGGCCGUGAAAAUGGCGUUUAUUACUCCCACUUUAUUGGCUUGUUAACUUUCCGACGGCUUCUUUUUAACUGCUCCUUCAGAUUUUAGGUUGUCGGAUUUGGUGUUUUUAAUGUGCAUAUUUCAUUUAUACAGGUUGAUGCCUCCUUGCUCUGUUUUGUUCCAAGAGUAACCCCGCUCAUUAAUGCUCCGUUUAUAGUUGUGGAGCAAGUGGUGAAAGCGAUUUACUCGGAGCGGAGGAAAACCAUUCGAAAUUCCUUACGGUAAGGCAGCACUAUGUUGGAGGAAAAGCUCGUGGAUGUCGAGAGAGAUGUGUUUGUGCUAAGGAAUUAACUUAUUGGAAGCUUUCACAUCCCAGUUUUGCUAGACGUAUUUUAACCUCGGUUAGCGACUCAACAAGAGGAAACUGGUUGGUAACCGGUCGUAUCGAUACGAACUCAAGCAGUGGAGUUGCACAAAAAGUUUGCGCUUGAGUAAGAAAAAACAUUUUGAGUGAAUAUUCUUCGUUCUUUAAAACCAAGUACGUGAAGCUAUUUACAACUCGACUGAAUAAACUUGUAUCGAAACGCAGGUCUAGUUUUGCCAAAAUGAACAAAAUAAUCAUGAGCUUUUGAUGAAUGAGGGUUUCACUUGAUAUCCACAGGUAAUAUACGCGUGGCCCUCAACCAAAAAUUGAAGAUAAAAAAAUUAAACAAAAUUUAAGUAAAUAUUAAAUAUACAAAAUUCUAGAAAGUCCUCCGAUUUUGUGUUUACAAGUGAGCGUCCUCAUUAUUCACUGGCAUUGUUUCCAAGUUUCAUAUGCACGUGCACAUUUAGCAAAAGAUAGAAUUAUUCAGUUCUAUCAACAGAAUUAAACACAAAACCUGGCGGGGGGGGGCAGGGGGGAAAUUUGUUAUAUUUGAGGCCUUAUUUAAAAACCUUCUCUGUUUUUAAUGUUCUUGAAACUUGCAGGGUAUAUUUAUUGGCAAUUGAUCUCGGUAUUGUCAAAUUUAUAAAAAGAUUUAUCGAGCGGUUUUUUGAAAAAUGCGAAAAUUGUAGGCAUGGACCAAAUUACGUGCAAAAACUGUAACAAAAGCAGCUGAAUGCAAGUUAAUAGAAUUCUUCUUGCUCGCGAUCGCCCAGAGCAAUUCCCCUCUUUUCCUGUACGCGGUUUUCAAUGGAAUCAAACCUUUCUGAGAUGAAGCAGCGUUUCCAAAGCUUAUCAUUUUUUUAAAAAAUUAGCCAAUUGUGUGGAUAGCAUGUUAUUUCACUGUUUUUAUGAUGCUUAAAACUUCGUUUCAAAAUAUCUCGAAAGCGCUCUCAUAGAAUUUGUUCAAACUUUAUCAUAAUUGAGGCAAUUAUGGCAGGUACAAACUCCCUUAAGCGAUUUCUUAAAAAAACUCCUGGUAUCACCUUUAAAUUUGUUAAGGUUUCUAAUUAUAGGGCGCUCUUUCCAGCAAAACAUGAGGGGAUCUAUUAAGAUUUAUCUGCCAAAGUUUUACGGAAGAUCAUAGGGCAGUCAAUUUAGUUCUGCAGGAAACAAUUGUGCAUCGAAAAAAUUCCGCAUCUCCAAGGUGUUUAGUGGUGGCUCUGGUCUGUAGUCGAAAGAAAUUGCUAAGACUUUAAGAAUUGUCCUUUGUUUAUGUUCCGCAGAACCUUGUUUCCCCACAAGCCGGAGAUUGCCGACGAGCUGAUGGAGAGGAGUGAACUGGACUCCACUUUGCGUCCUCAUCAAGUUGACUUUGACGAUUACGAUAAGAUCUGUCAAUCAUUCAUAGAACUAUCGCGUGAUCACAGUUUGCCCGUUACCCCUCUCAGAGUGCGUAAACCGGUUUCCAUAACAACAGUCUCGAACAAAGAGGAGAAAACUCGCAAAAACGAAAAUAAUCUCGAGAUAAUUUCCUCGCUUUAA
Porites evermanni is the source of this 9173-nucleotide messenger RNA. NCBI's taxonomy places the organism in Eukaryota, Metazoa, Cnidaria, Anthozoa, Scleractinia, Poritidae. The record is from the annotation of a GenBank genome assembly.